GCGCGCGUGCGUACCGUGGUUCUCUUCUUCUUGCGACGUGCCCGAGCUAGCUGCAUGCUCGUCGGUCAGUUUUCUCUCGCCACCUUUUUCGUUUGCUUGUUUGUUUGUUCCUUUUUUCUGUACUUCCUCACCUCCUUCUAUCUGUCCAAACGGAAGAAGGACAUCGACGGGUCUCGGACAUCCAUUCUCUUCUUGUGAGGCAAGCGGCAGUAUGACACGGGCGCUAUGAUACGGCUGCGGUUCGGGACUACCAUCUUACAAGUACGAAGAGCGGCGGUCUGCAUCGGUGCCGCCUGCGUGCUCGUGUGCUUCGGAGCCUUUUACGUAUACUUCAGCAGGCUCCUACCAAGCUCCACUGGCCUGGCAGGAUGGCCUCCAGGCAAGGUGGACAUGGCCGCCCUGGAGCAGAGGCUUCAGCGGCUGGAGAAGGAGCUUCGCAACAACCACAUAAUGCUGACCCAGAUCCGCGACACAGUCCGCAAUUUCCUCACUGGGGCCCCCGGUCUGGGCUGGAAAGGCAUCCCGAAGGCACCGCCAGCACUACAGAAUGUAUCACGGACAGCCAUCGCGCUCUCACCAGCCGACUGCACUUUUUGCAGCUCCCCUCCUGCCAUUACCGACUACAAUGUAUAUGACUUAUAUGAGAAGAUAGCGUUUGACAACCCGGACGGUGGGGUGUGGAAGCAAGGUUGGAAACUUGAGUACGAGGAGUCGAUGUGGACGAAGGACCGGAAACUCGGGGUGUUUGUAGUUCCUCAUUCCCACAAUGAUCCAGGCUGGCUUAAAACGUUUGAUAAGUAUUACCUUGACCAAACGCGACACAUAUUGGACAAUAUGGCGGCUAAGCUCGGUGUGGACAAACGGCGGCGUUUCAUCUGGGCCGAGACUUCCUACCUCUCCCAUUGGUUUGACCAACAAAGCGAGGAGAUCAAGUCCAAAGUUCGGGGUUACUUGCAGUCUGGCCAACUGGAGAUUGUUACGGGUGGCUGGGUGAUGAAUGAUGAAGCCAACACACAUGUGUUUGCAAUGCUGGAACAGAUGGUCGAGGGACACCAGUGGGUGGAGCGAAACCUAGGAGUUCGUCCGAAAAAUGGUUGGGCCAUUGACCCCUUUGGUCUGUCCUCCACAAUGCCGUACCUUCUCAAGCGAAUGGGUUUUACCAACAUGGUGGUGCAGAGAGUCCACUACUCAGUCAAGAAGUAUAUGGCUCGGGAAAGAGCCCUCGAGUUCAUCUGGCGUCAACCUUGGGAUCAGAAUAAGACAACAGACAUCCUGUGUCACAUGAUGCCGUUCUACAGCUACGAUGUCCCACAUACGUGUGGACCUGACCCCAAGAUCUGCUGCCAGUUUGACUUCAAGCGGCUUCCGGGCAACAAGAUCAACUGUCCUUGGAAAGUGCCUCCGGUGGCUAUCACUGACCACAACGUAGCCGAUCGGGCCAUGCUGCUUCUGGACCAGUACCGCAAGAAAUCUCUACUUUUCCGUACGCACGUCGUGCUGGUGCCGCUCGGAGAUGACUUCAGAUACGACAAACCUUCGGAAUGGGACAACCAGUUCAACAACUACCAGAAGCUCUUUGACUACAUCAAUGCCAAUGAACGUCUGCACGCUGAGGUCCAGUUCGGCACCCUCGAAGACUACUUCACCGCACUACGUGCCGAAAGCAGUGUGGACAGCAGCAACAUGCCAAUAGGUUUUCCAUCACUGAGUGGAGAUUUCUUCACCUACGCCGACCGUGACGACAACUACUGGAGCGGGUACUACACAUCUCGGCCCUUCUACAAGAACAUGGACCGAACCGUGGAGGCGCACCUUAGGGGUGCUGAGAUCAUGUUCUCUCUCGUAUGGGCACGCAUGGGUUACAUUUCCAAUGACUACAUGCCGCUAGUUAACAGCAUGAUGAACGGCCUGGUCAAUGCUCGCCAGAACCUAGGCCUGUUUCAGCACCACGACGGCAUCACUGGCACCGCCAAGACCCCUGUCGUUGUCGACUAUGGAGUCAGGUUGUUCAAAUCCCUGCAAAACCUGAGGGAGAUUAUCACCAAGGGUGCACUGUAUAUGCUUCUCAAUGCACCUUCGCAAGGUGGUAUUGACGAUGACCUCUUUGUUCUCCAGAUGGACGACGUUCGGGACACUCACGACGGUAUGCCGCACAAGCAGCUACUGUCGUUUACUAGGGAAGGGCGAAUUAGGUACGUCGUAUUUUAUAACUCCCUGACCGUGCCAAGAAACGAAAUAGUCAGCCUACAGGUGUCCACUGCGUCCAUCGUGGUGAUCGACGCCAAUGGAAGCGUCGUUCCGAGCCAGUUGUCUCCUGUUUGGAACAAAGAGGAGCUCAUCAGAGGCACAUUUGAGCUGUCGUUUAUGGUCGACGUCCCACCUCUUGGCUUGGCUACGUACCGGGUGGAACACAUUGAGGGAAUCAGCGGCAUGGUGUUCCGUGCUUCUGUCACACUCUACAACACCGUUUCGUGUCCUGACACAUUAUAUUUCCCAAUAGCACGCUCAGAAUCGAGGGAAGAUUUUCGUAUACAGACGCCGUAUCUAGCAGCCACAUUUUCACCCACCACAGGAAUGCUAAAGCAUGUUCUAGUAAAAGAUCAGAACAUAAGCUUAGAUGUUGAGUCCGUGUUUGUAAAGUAUGGCACUCGUCCCAAGAACAAGGAUCGCAGUGGAGCCUACCUCUUUCUUCCUGAUGACAAGGCCAGGGAACUGGUCUACGAUCCACCUUACAUUCGUGUCACUGAAGGCGUGCUCUAUUCGGAAGUUGUGGUGUUCCUGCCGAACGUUGACUUCACUGUCAGGGUCAAGAACUCUCCAGGCAUUGAUGGCGUUGGCCUUGACAUCAAGAAUGUAGUGGACAUAACGAAAUCGGUGAACGAGGAAUUGGUAAUGCGCCUCAAGACGGGUGUCCACAACAUGGGACCUGAAUUCUACACUGAUGUCAACGGACUUCUGAUGGCAAAGCGUCACACCUUGGCGAAGCUGACGCUGCAAGGCAACGUCUAUCCAAUGCCUAGUAUGAUGUUCAUUCAAGAUAACAGCACAAGGCUGUCGCUGCUAUCUGGCCAGCCUCUGGGUACAACGAGUCUGUACACUGGUCUUGUGGACGUGUUUUUGGAUCGGCGACUCAACCAGGACGACAAGCGCGGCCUGCAGCAAGGCGUCAUGGAUAACCUCAAGACGCCGAGUCAGUUUCGGCUCCUGGUGGAGAGAUUUUCCACAGAAUCUCAGAAAGAGAGUGCAUCAGUCAGUCACCCAUCCCUUCUGGCACACCACGCAUCCCUCAGCCUGCUGCAUCCGCUGUUCACGCUGAUCCACAGCCGGCCACAACGCAUGUCCGACCCGCCCCUCAAGAGCUCAUUCACACCCUUGGGUGGCCCCUUGCCCUGUGAUUUACACCUCAUGAAUCUGCGCACGCUGGCCUUACCGAGCACAGCCCCAGUGGGUGCCAAACCAGAGUCGUCCUGGACCCCCAGCAACACAACAGCCAUGUUCCUGCACCGCCUGCCCCACGACUGUCGGCUGCGGUCAUAUGCCAUGCGGUGUACCCAGCAGACCGAUUCUAUGACAACGCUUGCCGACAUGUUUCCCGAAUACUUUGGACCAAGCGUGGAGGAAACCACGCUCUCACUCCUACGAACGAUCUCGUCAACGUCCACCAAGACGUCCCGUCUGAACUUGCCUUCGCCUGCCGAGAUGGCUGCAUACAAGCUUCAGCGGCGGUGAACACUCUGCACCUCCCUGGAUUAACCAUUCCCUUUUGACGUCUUCUACUUGCCAAAACAAAAAGAAAGAUGUGGGGAGCAAUCUGCUCCCUUUGCUUAGGAAUGGCCAAAACUGUGUCCGGCAGACAAGUUGACAGACUUCACUUUAUUACUUUCAUGUUUGCUGUCGGGCAAAACAAGUGCGUCGACGGACGCAUGUGCAACCGGAAGUGCUCGGUACGUGCGGGUCAUUCAAUGCUCAAGUCUUCCCCGGUCUACUUUUAUCAUGUUGGACCUCUGUCUAUUUUUAUUCAGUGCCUUUUCUUUUGCUUCCUUUUGUUUGGUCUUGACUAUUUUCCUGACAGUCCUAUUUAUUUUCUACCUAUUUACUUCAUAUUCGCGUUGUUUGAUUACAUACUUUCCUUCCAAGAUGGGGUGCCUCAACGUACCAAAACAUAUUAUUAUUAUUGCCAGAUAGAUUUUAUGAAUUAUUUAUACGUUACACAGAGCCAUGGAAUUAUUAAACUUGUGUUCGCAUUUGUGUGGCCGUAAAGUUGCCAGACAUUCAUAUGUGGUGACCAUCUAGUUGACUGUAACUAGUAAAAGAAAGCUUAAAGCAAGCUGCUUAUUUUAACUGCCAAAAUCUACCUUAUUGCAGUGAAAUUCUUUCAUGGGCUGGAAGGACAGAGUUCAUUUCUUUAAGCGUUGACCUUUUAUACUUAUGUUUAAUUAUAGAUGCUUUUAUUUCGUACAUAGAACGGUGACCUUAAUGGAAACCUGUACCAGUAAUGCAAGACUGUUUGACACUUGGCACCAGCAACUGAUGUGUGCAAGUGUGCACUCUUGAAAAGGCAGCUGGAAUUAUCGGCAGUCUGCCAUUUGCUUGUCUUCCUUCUUGAAAGAGUGCAAGUAGUGCAAAGUGUUGCCAGGAAAGGUGAAAAUAUGUGAUUUGCACUAGAUGCACUGUUAGCCCUUUGACCACUCGAUGGCACUUGAGUACUUCUACCGAAGCAAGACACAUUACAGUGCGUUGACACCUUCCCUCAUAGCCCAAGGGAGUCUAUAGGCUCGUACGUACGUAGAAAUGUGCAGCCCGAAGGCCUCAUAGCAGCGGCAGCUGUUACCAAGAGCUACUACUUCAAACGUGGCACGUGAACUUAGGCAAAACUGUGACUUAUACGAUAACAGAGCAAUUGUGAAUAGUGUAUACAGUGGACGUAGCUAGGAUGUUCUUAACAAUUCUUUUCUGUGAUUAGAAGAAGCAAGGGAGAAACUGUGUCCUUUGUGUCUAUCUUGCCGGUGAGUCAUUAGAGGCAGAUUAUACUGUGUUUGUGUGGCCCACGAUGCAACCAUUCCAUAGUGCUGUGUUCUAGGAAAAGGCAGUGUCCUGAGCAUGAUGGGCUGUGUUUUUUUUGUCCUUUUUGCUUUGUAAAUAACAUUAACUGAAUAGUUUAAUCGUGUUGUGGGAGAAUGCAAGUGCAGAGAGCAUUAGCCGUGCAAAAAUAAAGGCGUUCAGAUUCCGUA
Molecule: messenger RNA, 5231 nt
Organism: Rhipicephalus sanguineus (brown dog tick)
Lineage: Eukaryota; Metazoa; Arthropoda; Arachnida; Ixodida; Ixodidae
Gene: alpha-Man-IIa
Product: alpha-mannosidase 2x
Exons: 24
Coding region: 226-3729 (1167 amino acids)
Biological process (GO): mannose metabolic process; N-glycan processing; protein deglycosylation
Cellular component (GO): Golgi membrane
Molecular function (GO): alpha-mannosidase activity; carbohydrate binding
Source: RefSeq, a predicted model, not a curated record